AUGGUUGUCAACAAUUUGGAGCUCGGUGUGGCUGCGCUUGCCAGUGCAGCAACAGUUGUACUGUAUAAUUACUCCGGUGACAUCGCCAAAGCCACAGCACCGGAUCACAAGUAUCAGGCAGGCGAAGACUAUCAUAGCGAGAAAAAGAAGGCCAAGAACUUCUUUGCCGACCCAAAAGCGAUUACUGCCGCUCUUCUCCGUGACUAUGCUUCAGUCCGGAGUAAGAUCAAGCCUCACGAACUUCUACCCAUCGUUCAGGAUCUUCUUAAGAAGGGCGAGCCCAUCGAUGAUAAGGCUGGGUCGACAGAGAAGCUGAUCCACGUCCUUACUACGUUACCUGAAGGGUCACAAACGAGAAUCAACCUGACCAACAAACUGAUUGACACUCUAUGGGACAACCUUCAGCAUCCCCCAUUGAGCUACAUGGGCGGUUCCCUCAAAGUUAAGAUUGAGGGAGACAAGACAGAAGUGAGGUUGACCGACACCAUCACGUACAAGUCACCUGAGAAUGGUGUGGAAAUCACAGAGACGAUGCCCCUGCGGCCACAUGCCAUGCACCAGUACCGAACCCCCGACGGGAGCUACAACAACAUCCUAAGCCCUGAUCUUGGUCGCGCAGGUACUCCAUACGCGAAGUCGGUGCUAACAUCAAAAAAACUUCAUGGAGUAAAACCGGAUCCAGGGCUUCUCUUCGACUUGCUCAUGGCUCGUGAGGAAGGCACUUUCAAAGAGAACCCCGCGGGUAUCUCAUCGAUAUUGUUCUACCAUGCGUCCAUCAUCAUUCACGACAUUUUCAGGACCAACAGAACGAACAUGAAUAUAUCAGACACAUCUUCGUACCUCGACUUGGCGCCACUUUAUGGCUCUAGUCUUGCAGACCAGCUGGAGAUCCGUACAAUGAAGGAAGGCAAGCUGAAGCCUGACACUUUCCACGAGAAGCGCCUGUUGGGCCAACCCCCAGGUGUCAACGUUAUGCUCAUCAUGUACAACAGAUUUCAUAACUAUGUGGCCGAAAUCCUUCUGAAAAUUAACGAGAAUGGGCGAUUUACUUUGGCGAAAUUCGAAAAUCCAUCGCCUGAAGACAUUGCCAGAGCUGUGGCUAAACAGGAUCACGAUUUGUUCAACACUGCUAGACUGAUUGUUGGCGGUCUCUACAUCAAUAUCUGCCUUCACGACUAUCUCCGUGCUAUCACUAACACACAUCACUCUGACAGUAAUUGGACUUUGGAUCCUCGCGUUGACAUUGACAAGCACUUUGACCCUAAUGGCGCUCCGCGUGGCAUUGGAAACCAAGUCAGUGUCGAGUUUAAUCUGCUCUACCGUUUCCACUCCUGCAUUUCCAAGAGAGACGAGAAGUGGACCGAAGACUUCUUCCAAUCAGAGUUCCCAGGAAAAACUAUAGACGAAAUCAACAAGCUUGACUUAUACGAGUUGUUAGGUGGUUUGCAAAAGUUCUUCGGCAAUGUGAAUCCAGACCCAAGUAAGCGAGAGUUCGGCGGUCUGCGAAGACAAGAAAACGGCAUGUUCAAUGAUGAAGAACUUGUCAGAGUGAUGAAGGAAGGCAUGGAAGAUCCAGCAGGAUGUUUCGGCGCCCGCAAUGUCCCCAAGGCUCUUCGCGUGGUUGAGAUUCUGGGCAUUGUGCAAGGGCGGAAAUGGCAAGUUGCAAGCCUCAACGAAUUCAGGGAAUUCUUUGGGCUCAAGCGCCAUGCCACAUUCUCGGACAUCAAUUCCGAUAAGGAUAUCGCCAGCGUGCUAGAGAAGCUAUAUACCCAUCCGGAUAUGGUAGAGAUGUAUCCUGGCAUCAUGAUUGAGAACCACAAACCGGCUAUGGAUCCAGGCUGUGGCAUUUGCCCUACGUAUUCUGUCGGCCGAGCCGUUCUCUCUGAUGCAAUUACCUUGGUCCGUUCUGAUAGAUUCAACACUCUGGACUAUACCGUUAGCAAUCUCACGGCAUGGGGUUACAACGAGGUCCAACAGGACUACAAAACUUUGGGCGGCUCCUUGUUCUACAAACUCAUCCAACGUGCAUUGCCAGGCUGGUUCCCGUUUAACUCACUGCAUGUCAUGCAGCCCAUGUACACUAAGAAAGCGAAUGAGGCUAUUGCAAAAGAGAUUGGUACCAUCAGUCUCUACACAGAGGCUGAUCCCAAGCCUCCACGACCCGUUCAUGUGCUCGCUGAAGGAAUUUCUGUUAGAGAAGUCCUGCACGAUGAACGAUUCGUCGUGCCUUGGCUUCCUGCUGUUAAUGAUCUCUUCCCAGGCUCAGGCAAAGACUUUAGUUGGUUUAUGCUUGCUGGUGAUAAGCCUGAGAAUGCUGCACAGAAGCGCAUGGUACAAGAAGUCUUCCAUAGCAUACCAGGAUUUGAAGCCGCCAUCUCGAGCUUUGUCGCUGAAGUGGGCUCCAAACUUCUAGCCAAGGAAACCUUCAAAAUGAAGGAAGGCCUGAACCAGAUCGACAUCAUCCGCGACAUUGCAAUUCCAAUGAAUGCCCAGUUGCUUUCAGAUAUCUUUUACCUCGACCUCCGUACUGAUGAGAACAAGAGCGGCUCGCUAUCGACAGCUGAGUUCUACAAGCAUCUACUCAAUAUCCGUAUAUGGGGCGUGAACAACAACGAUCCCGCAAUGGCUUGGAACCGGCGGCGAUGGGCCCAAGAAGGUGCCGCCAUCAUGACUAAAUCAGGGCGCGAUCUGGUCCGAGAUGUAGCAAACGAGAAGGGGGCCUCGGGUUUUGCUGGCUAUCUUGCCUCUGCAAUCUCGGACAAGCACAAAUCUCGAAGCUCUGAAAUCAAGCAAAAUUCCCUUCGCUCGUGUGGGCACAAGAUUGUGCAGGGCUUCCUUUCCAAAAGCAUAAGUCCGGAGAAGACAGCCGAUAUUUGCUGGUUGACGGCCUUUGGCGGAAUUGGUGUACCGGUUACAACACUUUGUGAGAUUAUGCAAUUCUUCCUCAAUGAGAAUAACAAAAAGCACUGGUCUCAGGUGCAGUCAAUCGCAGCGGCCGGUGAUGAUCAGACGCUACGUUUGUACACGCUCGAGGCCAUGCGCCUGACAACGGCACAGCGCAAUCUUCGCAUUGCGACACAACCUGCGAUGAUUGAUGGGAAAGACAUCAAGCCCGGCGACGCCGUUUUGCUACUUCUUGGUCAGGCUGGACGGGACCCAAGCGUUGUACAAGAUGCCGACAAAUUUAUCCCAACCCGCAAGCAGGAUGGCCUGAUUACACCUUUCAGUACCGGUCCUCACGACUGUGUAGGUCGCCAGAUUGCCAUGAAUUUCAUCGUUGGCAUGGUGAAGCUAUUUGCUGGACUAAAAGAUCUACGGCCUGCUCCAGGACAAAUGGGAAUAGUCAAGACUAUUCAGGUUGGCACAGAGAGAUGCUAUCUCAAUGACAGUUGGAGUUGGCUUUCCUUCGAUGCAUCCACCUGGAAGCUUCAUUUCAGUGGGCAUGGUAAAGGUUCCUUCAAGGCCCCACCGGCGCACAUCGGUGAGAAUCUUGAACUCAGCCAAAUAGAGGCAAUUCUGGGCAAAAACAAGGACGAAAAAAAUCUCAUAGAUUAA
This is a messenger RNA of Bipolaris maydis ATCC 48331, 3555 nucleotides long. Its product is annotated as heme peroxidase. Lineage: Eukaryota; Fungi; Ascomycota; Dothideomycetes; Pleosporales; Pleosporaceae. The record is from RefSeq and is a predicted model, not a curated record. Gene Ontology annotation, biological process: response to oxidative stress. Gene Ontology annotation, molecular function: heme binding; peroxidase activity; monooxygenase activity.